UCGUCCCCUCUUUAAGCUAUUUGUCUGUCUCUCUCCUUCUUUGGUUCAGCAGAAAGCGAAGCCAAACCAAAAGUUCGAACUUUGAGCCAACAAUCUCUCUCUAAACUAAUUGCAUGUAGAUGCUCUUUCGGAGCCCUAGCUCGCUAACUGGACUCUUCUUUAACUCGGCCGAGACCAACUCAUGGCGAAUAACCCCUCGGAGACCCCCAACGAUGAUUUUCUGGAGCAAAUUCUAGGGCUCCCGAACUUUGCUACCGGAGAGGCCGGAUUGGCCGGGGCGGAUGGUGCCCUAGCUCCUCCGCCUAUGAUGCUUCAGCUCAGCUCCGGAGACGGCUCAGCUCACAUUGCUGGUGGUGGCGCGUACCAUGGUUCAGUGUUUCCUUUGGGGCUGAGCUUGGACCAAGGGAAAGGAGGGGGAGGAGGAGGGUUUUUGAAGCCCGAGGACGCCUCUGGGAGUGGAAAACGGUUUCGCGACGAAGUCGUUGAUGGUAGAGCUUCCUCCGGAAGAAAUGUUUUCCAAGGGCAGCCGAUUCACACUACUAUGGCUGUAGCACCACAUCCACCAACAAUGCGCCCAAGAGUUCGAGCUAGACGAGGACAGGCCACAGACCCACACAGCAUUGCUGAGCGGUUGCGCAGAGAAAGAAUAGCAGAAAGGAUCAGGGCGCUGCAGGAACUUGUUCCUAGUGUCAACAAGACAGAUAGAGCUGCCAUGCUUGACGAAGUUGUGGAUUAUGUGAAGUUCUUAAGACUCCAAGUAAAGGUUUUGAGCAUGAGUAGAUUGGGCGGAGCUGGCGCAGUGGCACCACUUGUAACAGAUAUCCCAUUGUCAUCAGUAGAGGAUGAAUCAGGUGAAGGUGGAAGAAACCAACCAGCCUGGGAGAAGUGGUCCAACGACGGCACAGAACGUCAAGUAGCUAAACUCAUGGAAGAAAACGUUGGCGCUGCAAUGCAAUUUCUUCAAUCAAAGGCUCUUUGCAUCAUGCCAAUCUCACUCGCCUCGGCCAUUUACCAUACUCAACCACCGGAUACCUCCAACAUCGUGAAGCCGGAAACAAACCCCCCUUCAUAAAACCUCUCCAUGGUUCGGUGGUCGGUACCUAUCCCGUGGUCCCAUCCCAAAAGUAGCCACUAAAAUGGUAUGGGGCCCCCCUCUCAAUUUGUCUCGUUUCAACCUCACGAGAUUAGUUUUUUUUUUCCUUCAAAUGCCAUCAAAGUCAGAUGCCAUAGUUCUUGCUUUUGCCUCUCUUUUCCAGCUUUUGUCAAAACAGGUAUCGAUGUCAAUGCUUAAAAAAAAUGUAGGCAGGCCCUUUAUGUCUUGACAAGUUCCAGUUAAAGGAGGGAGGAAUUGUCAAAGCUUACAUUUGAUAUGCUCUGCUUUUUCAUUGUAUCGCUAGUGGGGGUAGUGGAAAAUGAUGGAAGCACUUUUGCAGUGGAGGCUCUAGUUUUUGGUAAGUGCUUUGUGGGACCUUCUAAAAGGGAUAGAUAUAGCCAUAUAGGGUAUAAAUAUUGUAAUAUUGUAUUUCAUAGCCAAUGGGAUGCAGAGGUAGAAUGGAUAAUGGUUGGUUGUUUGACAAAGCUGGGUGUUUUUAGUCCGACUCCAUAUGAUAGUGCUACUUUGUUUAAAGGGAUCGAGUGUGAAAAGUAUUUUUUGACUUUUUUUUUCCUUAA
Tripterygium wilfordii is the source of this 1671-nucleotide messenger RNA. Its product is annotated as transcription factor UNE12-like. Gene Ontology annotation, biological process: regulation of transcription by RNA polymerase II. The coding region runs from base 182 to 1072 and encodes 296 amino acids. Gene Ontology annotation, molecular function: DNA-binding transcription factor activity, RNA polymerase II-specific; RNA polymerase II cis-regulatory region sequence-specific DNA binding; protein dimerization activity. The transcript is spliced from 6 exons. The record is from RefSeq and is a predicted model, not a curated record. Gene Ontology annotation, cellular component: nucleus. Lineage: Eukaryota; Viridiplantae; Streptophyta; Magnoliopsida; Celastrales; Celastraceae.